Molecule: messenger RNA, 2600 nt
Organism: Triplophysa dalaica
Lineage: Eukaryota; Metazoa; Chordata; Actinopteri; Cypriniformes; Nemacheilidae
Gene: cul5b
Product: cullin 5b
Exons: 19
Coding region: 16-2403 (795 amino acids)
Biological process (GO): SCF-dependent proteasomal ubiquitin-dependent protein catabolic process; protein ubiquitination
Cellular component (GO): SCF ubiquitin ligase complex; Cul5-RING ubiquitin ligase complex
Molecular function (GO): ubiquitin protein ligase binding
Source: RefSeq, a predicted model, not a curated record
AUAAGUUGAAGAAACAUGGCGACGUCUAAUUUAUUGAAGAAUAAAGGCGCUCUGCAGUUUGAAGACAAAUGGGAUUUGAUGCGGCCCAUUGUUUUGAAGUUACUCCGUCAGGAGUCAGUUACUAAGCAGCAGUGGUUUGAUUUGUUCUCGGAUGUCCAUGCCGUCUGUUUGUGGGACGAUAAAGGCCCUGCAAAGAUUCAUCAGGCAUUGAAAGAAGACAUAUUAGAUUUCAUCAAGCAAGCUCAGGCACGAGUACUCAGUCACCAAGAUGACACAGCCUUGCUUAAAGCCUACAUCAUGGAGUGGAGGAAAUUCUUUACACAAUGUGAUAUUCUGCCUAAACCCUUCUGCAAGCUGGAGAUCACACUGUUGGGCAACCAAGGGAGCAAUAAGAAGUCCAACGUUGAAGAUAGCAUUGUUAGAAAGCUUAUGCUGGACACAUGGAACGAGUCUAUAUUCUUUAAUAUAAAGAACCGGCUCCAGGACAGUGCUAUGAAACUGGUCCAUGCGGAGAGAUUAGGUGAAGCUUUCGACUCGCAGCUUGUCAUCGGUGUGCGGGAAUCAUAUGUGAACCUGUGCUCCAAUGCAGACGAUAGACUGCAGAUCUACAGAGAGAAUUUUGAGAAAGCCUAUCUAGAUUCCACGGAGAGGUUCUAUAAGACACAGGCACCUUCCUACCUGCAACAGAAUGGCGUUCAGAACUAUAUGAAAUAUGCAGAUGGCAAGUUAAGAGAAGAAGAGAAACGUGCACAGCGAUAUUUGGAAACAAGACGUGAAUGUAACUCCGUCCAGGCACUAAUGGAGUGUUGUGUGAAUGCACUGGUCACAUCGUUCAGAGAGACAAUCCUAGCCGAAUGUCCGGGCAUGAUCAAGCGGAAUGAGACAGAGAGUGAGUACGGCAGGAGCUCUGUCACCAAAGGCUCUGCGAGUUCAGAACUGCACCUCAUGUUCUCGCUCAUGGACAAAGUGCCCAGCGGCAUUGAGCCUGUGUUGAAAGAUCUUGAAGAUCACAUCAUGAGCGCAGGUCUGGCUGAUAUGAUGGCCUCAGCAGAAUCCAUUACUAAUGACUCUGAAAAGUACGUAGAGCAGCUCCUCACAUUAUUUAACCGCUUUAGUAAAUUGGUUAAAGAAGCAUUUCAAGACGACCCACGUUUUCUGACUGCCAGAGAUAAAGCAUAUAAAGCAGUGGUAAAUGAUGCCACAAUAUUCAAACUAGAGCUCCCAUUAAAACAGAAAGGGGUGGGUCUUAAAACACAACCAGAGUCCAAAUGUCCAGAGCUGCUGGCCAACUACUGUGAUAUGCUCCUUAGAAAGACUCCAUUAAGUAAAAAACUUACCUCAGAGGAAAUAGAAGCCAAGCUAAAGGAAGUGCUCUUGGUUCUGAAGUACGUUCAGAACAAAGACGUCUUUAUGAGGUACCACAAAGCCCACCUGACCCGCAGACUCAUUCUUGACAUUUCAGCAGACAGUGAGAUGGAAGAGAACAUGGUGGAGUGGCUCAGGGAGGUCGGAAUGCCGGCCGAUUACGUCAAUAAACUGGCCAGAAUGUUCCAGGACAUAAAAGUAUCUGAAGAUUUGAAUCAGUCCUUCAAAGAAAUGCACAAACACAACAAACUUGGACUACCAGCCGACUCGGUCAAUAUAAAGAUCUUAAAUGCUGGAGCGUGGUCCCGGAAUUCAGAAAAAGUUUUUGUAUCUCUGCCUACCGAACUAGAAGAUCUUAUUCCUGAAGUCGAGGAGUUUUACAAGAAGAACCACAGCGGCAGGAAAUUACAUUGGCACCAUCUGAUGUCCAAUGGCAUUAUCACAUUCAAGAAUGAAGUUGGACAGUAUGAUUUAGAGGUCACGACAUUCCAGUUAGCUGUGCUGUUUGCCUGGAAUCAAAGACCCAGAGAGAGGAUCAGUUUCGAAAACCUGAAACUCGCCACCGAACUUCCAGACGCAGAGCUGCGGCGGACCCUUUGGUCCCUUGUAGCUUUUCCCAAACUUAAACGCCAGGUGCUGUCAUAUGAUCCUGUGGUGGGCUCUCCGAAAGACUUCACAGAAGGCACUUUGUUUUACAUCAACCAAGAGUUUUCAUUAAUAAAAAACUCAAAAGUCCAGAAAAGAGGAAAGAUCAAUUUGAUUGGUCGAUUACAACUCACCACAGAGAGAAUGCGUGAAGAAGAAAAUGAGGGCAUAGUGCAACUGAGGAUAUUACGCACACAGGAAGCUAUCAUUCAGAUCAUGAAGAUGCGGAAGAGGUUUAGCAACGCCCAGCUGCAGACAGAGUUGGUGGAGAUCCUAAAAAACAUGUUUUUACCCCAGAAGAAGAUGAUCAAAGAGCAGAUUGAAUGGUUAAUAGAACACAAGUACAUCAAACGGGACGAGACCGACAUUAACACCUUUAUCUACAUGGCAUAGCCGACCCCGCCCAAUACAGUCUGGGACGUUUUUUAGACACUAGCUCUUCUUUGGAGGAUUCCAUAUCUGAUUUCAGCUAAUUCCCCAGCCUGACAUGCUGGGUGGCUGACUAGAUUUAUCUCAAGACACAUCAUGCUGACAAAUCUCUGCCUUCACAAAUAUCUGAAAUAAAUAAAAAAGACUUUUGGGGUAAGAGA